CUUGGUUCAACGUUCGCAGUUUCGUCCUUGCUUCACUCCCAAUGCUUAUUUCUCUAUGAACGUUUCUUGGGCCCUGAGAUUUCUCACUGCUGUCACCAACACGUGCUCAUGUGAAAAUUCACAUCCCAUAAUGAUCUUAGCCGACCAGUCUUGGCCCCGGACCGCCACGGCUCUUCGAAUUGACACCGAAGAUUAAUCACGAGCUCAUCUUCCCAUGUCGUACCGCUCACUUGACUUCUCGCGAUGGCGCCGUUGGGCCCACGCGAGGGGCAUUCAACAUAUAUAAGGGGGCCUGUUCCUGACCCUUGUUGGACGCAGCUUACGACGCAAUGCGCUUUCUCCUCCUCCCUCUCCUCGCCGUCCUUUCCGUGCAUGCGCACAAAGCGACUACGCCGCCCGCCGGCGCUGUCAUCGUCCGGCCGAAUACAACGGUGCCAGGGGAGUUUCCGGAUCUGGGAAGCGCCAUCAACGCGCUGCCUGCCGACAACAGCUCGCAGACUGUGUUCGUCUUCCCGGGGCUGUAUGUGGGACAGGUGAACGUUUCGCGUCCAGGGCCGGUCACGAUCCGAGGAUACACCGAGCACGCGCUCAACUACGCACACAACACCGUCACGCUCUUGCACAACGCCUCGCUCGCGACGGGCGCGGGAAGCGACGACCGCACGGGCACUCUGCGUGUCCUGUCCGCCAACGUGUCGCUUUACAACCUCAACAUCGUCAACAACUUCGGCGUCGCGCUGACGAAUGGGCAGGCCAUUGCACUUAGCGCCCAAGCGGACCGGAUGGGGGUCUAUGCAUGCGGUCUGUUCUCUUACCAGGACACGCUUUACACCAAUGUCGGGAACCACAUCUUCCUCAAAUCUUACAUCGAGGGCGCCGUGGACUACAUUUUUGGCCGGCAUUCCAUCGCAUACUUCCAGGGCAACACCCUGGCGAGUCGCGGCUCGGGAUGCAUUACCGCUAGCGGGCGUCAACUGAACGACAGCGGAAUCUACCUCUUCGAAGACAACAAAGUCAUCGCUGCAGCGGAUGCGUUCUCAAAUGUGACGGAUCACGUCUUUCUGGGUCGCCCAUGGGGAAAUUGGGCUCGCGUGAUCUUCAAGAACACCGACAUUCAAGCUCCGAUGAACAACACGAUCUGGUCGAUCUGGAACGUCGGCAACGCAAACACCGACUUCGUGGACUACGCCGAGUACAACUCUUUCGGUCCGGGUGUAGAAAACGCAAACCGCCCGAAUUUCUCGACGAUCAUCACCAAGAAGGAGGCCGCGGGGUACACACUGCAGAGCAUCAUACCGAGCUGGGCCGAUUGGGUUGAUUCGAAGUACGUACAUUGAAAUGCGCCAGAUGGCGCAUUACCAGACGUCGAAAACUUGUGCGCCUUUUUCUUGCUUUUCACGAUACAGAUUCGCUUGUGAAACCGAUGGCUGCAUAUUAUCUUAUUUUUAUGGCGACGUACUGCUACCGCUGAUUAAUUGAUUAUCCCUUACUCAUUG
This is a messenger RNA of Mycena citricolor, 1496 nucleotides long. Lineage: Eukaryota; Fungi; Basidiomycota; Agaricomycetes; Agaricales; Mycenaceae. The record is from the annotation of a GenBank genome assembly.